Messenger RNA from Durusdinium trenchii, 1446 nucleotides. The record is from the annotation of a GenBank genome assembly. NCBI's taxonomy places the organism in Eukaryota, Dinophyceae, Suessiales, Symbiodiniaceae.
AUCCUACAACAUUGUGUUCUCACUCUUGCAGCUGACGUCUACGACAGAAUGAUUCAACCCUAUGAUGAAUGGCCAUUUAGAUUAGCGAAACUGCUGGAUUCUGGGUUGGACAUGUUCCAGAAGGCGACUGUAGCAACACAACUUUUUACAAGCCCAAUGUGCUGCUUGGAUGAUGUUGCUCUGUAUGUGAAGCUGCAAUUUCCAACUGCUGAGAAGCUCCUGCAAGCCGAAGCAUUGAAAUUCCUACAGGUUCGUGCGGGGGAGGGCGCAGCGCCUCCCCCGCAAUGCACACAAAGACUAGACUGACACUGUGGCUGUUAAGCACCCAGACAUCGAUGAGCUUGUGAAGGCUAUGUCUGGCAUGAGAACCAGGACUUCUGCUUGCCGCAGACUACGUGACAUCGCGGAUUUGGAAAGUCAACGGGAUUUCGUUGUGACUGCGGGUGCCCCUGCAGCAGCCUUGCGUUUGCUGGGUGGUCCAAAGGCUGCUUCUUCGGCUGCGGCGCAAUUGCUCGAGACUCUUGUUACUUCGGCCGAGGUUCGAAGAACAUGCAGCGCCUUCGGUGGCAUCUCCAAACUGUUGGCAGAGGCUGCAGCAGACGCGGGGAUUGACAAAACCGGACGUAGCAGUGCAGUGGCGGUGCUUGCGACGUUGCUCUUCACUUCGCCGCAGCUUGCUGCCUCUUCGGCUUUUGUGAUCCAUCCAGCCAUCACAUUGCUGAGGGCCCCCGACAUUCCCAGAGGCAGAGAAUGCGCUGCCAAAAUCUUGGCAUCCUUGGCUGGAGUAGAAGCCCAUGCCACGACGAUGGUAGACUCUGGUGCUGUAUUGGAUCUUGCAGCGGCACUGUCCGGUCCAGAGCAGCGCUGGGCGGCACUUGCACUUCGUCAACUUGCACGAGGAGCUGAAGCCAGAAAAGCAGUCAUCCCUGUGCAUGCGGCGCUGGUCGAACUGCUCAAGUUGGAGAUUACGCCGGCUGCGCGUGUGGCCGCCACAGAAGCACUGGGAUUUCUGGCUGAAGAUGAAGAAAUGAGGCUGCAUCUCCGCAGGGAAGCUGCCGUUUUUCUCCGGGGUCUAAGCUCCCAGGACCCUUACUGCCAAGAAGCAGCGUCAAGGGUACUGCUGAGAUUGCUGCUAAAUUCAGGUGAGAGCUCUGAAUACGAUGAGGACUUUGCUCAAGCUCUUGCAGAUCAGGCAGCUUUGAGGGCUUUGCCAACUGGUCCUGCUUUCCUGCAGCAUCUUCAGGCAACUUCGGGGAAUGAGGAAAAAAGAAUAGAAGCGGGAAGAACGCGGCGAGGUCCUUUGGGAAGCCCUUCUCAUGCAGCAUGCGAUUGAUUUGCUUGCGUCUAUAUCCAAGUAGCUUCAAUGACUCAGCUUGUGCCGCAGUGUGGAUCAGACAUCUCAACAUUUUGACUUGCAUUCUGUCAGAAUUCCUGGAUGAAGUCCGA